Molecule: messenger RNA, 669 nt
Organism: Colletotrichum fioriniae
Lineage: Eukaryota; Fungi; Ascomycota; Sordariomycetes; Glomerellales; Glomerellaceae
Source: RefSeq, a predicted model, not a curated record
AUGAAGCUCGUUCUCUUGGAUGCCGGAAAGAAGGAAUGGGCAAAGGAUUGGGGCAAAAGUUUCGCAAAGCUUAGCUUUUCACUUUCUAUCCUUUCUGAUGAAUCCUCCUCCGUCUUCCCACUUUUUAAACAAACAACCCACACCAGCUUCUCCAAGCUGGCGCAGCCAUUCCCGUCCUUUACAUUUGUGCGGCCCAGCAUGUCGCUCCCAUUCCCAACAUCCAGGUUCGGGCCUGGCUUCACGGUCCCGACCGCCGUAACCGUCACAGAAGGGGGGAGAACAGUCACAUUCACGCCCACGCCCACGGGCGGCACCACCUCGGACUCGUCGCCCUUCCCGGACAACAUCCUUCAGCAGUCCGGCCUCGCGCCGGGACAAAUCAUCGGCAUCACCGUCGGCGCCACCUCGGGCCUCGUCUUCUUCGUCGUCGCCCUCGUCUGGUUCUGGAACAGGAGGAGGGCCCGCAAGCUCGCCGCGCGGGAUGAGGCGCUCGACACCGUCAUGGAGGAUCCGGAGAAGCCCGACGACGCGGCCAUGAUGAUGGCGCAGAACACGGGGGAGACUGUCGAACUACCGGCACCGCGCGUGGUACACGAGAUGCCUGAGACGCGUGAAGGCCCGCCUGUGGAACUCCCUGCUCCCGUUGAGAGGCACGAAAUGCCUGCGUAA